Molecule: messenger RNA, 6049 nt
Organism: Phasianus colchicus (ring-necked pheasant)
Lineage: Eukaryota; Metazoa; Chordata; Aves; Galliformes; Phasianidae
Gene: SNX29
Product: sorting nexin 29
Molecular function (GO): phosphatidylinositol binding
Source: RefSeq, a predicted model, not a curated record
AUGCGCACGAUCCUCUGCGGCACUGCAGCACGCUGUGACACCCGGCCUCAGCUCUGCCGCGUCCUGCCGCCGCGCGCUGCGCCUCUGGACCUUCGAGGGCUGCCGCCUCCUCACAGGAGGGCGGGAACGCAGCCGCUGCGGGGCGAAGGAGGCCCUGCGGGGCGGAGGCUGCCGGCGCGGAGCUGUGUUUACUUUCCGGGGCGGCGGGGCGGCUUUCCGGGGCGGUGCGUGUGCGGUGCUCGGCCCGGAUUGGGGCUGCGCGGGCUGAGGGAGCGCGUCUGGUGGAGGCACGCUGCGAGCCCGGCGGCCACCAUGAGUGGUUCACAAAACAAUGACACGAAAAGGCAGUUUCUUCUAGAACGGUUAUUGGAUGCAGUCAAGCAGUGUCAAAUACGGUUUGGAGGAAGAAAAGAAAUAGCUUCGGAUUCUGAUAGCAGAGUCACUUGCUUGUGCGCUCAGUUUGAAGCUGUGUUACAACACGGUCUGAGGAGGAGCCGAGGAUUAGCAUUAACAGCAGCAGCAAUCAAACAGGCAGCAGGUUUCUCUAGUAAAACUGAAACAGAGCCAGUGUUUUGGUACUAUGUGAAAGAAUUUCUGAAUAAACAUGAACUACAGCGCUUUUACUCUCUGAAGACAAUUACUACAGAUAUUGGCAGAGGUCGGGCUUGGUUGCGCUGUGCAUUGAAUGAGCAUUCCCUGGAAAGAUAUGUUCAUAUGCUACUUGCAGACAAGAAUCGGCUUAGUGUCUUCUAUGAAGACUGGUCUUUUAUGAUGGAUGAAGAACGUUCUAGUAUGAUCCCUACAAUGGCAGCUGGUUUGAACUCCAUUCUGUUUGCAAUCAACAUUGAUAAUAGGGAUUUAAAUGGACAAAGCAAAUGCGCACCCACAGUGUCUGAUCUGUUAAAGGAAUCAACGCAAAAUGUAACCUCAUUAUUGAAAGAAUCCACUCAGGGUGUUAGCAGUCUUUUUAGAGAGAUAACUGCAUCCUCUGCUGUCUCCAUUCUCAUAAAACCUGAUCAAGACACUGACCCGCUUCCUGUUCUCUCAAAGAAUGUAAAUGCUGAAUUGAAAUAUAAGAAAGAUCGAAAAAAGAAGAAGAGGGUGACAAAUAUAAUCUCAUUUGAUGAAGAAAAUAAUGAACUGAAUGUGGGAGAUGUCACAAAGACCCCUAUUAUGGGACAAAGUUCAGAGGAGAGUUUAGAUAAAUCUUCAGUUUUUAUAUUACCCUCAUCUGAAACCAGUCACGAAAAAAAUUCAAAUGAGAAUGAGAGUAACCACUCGUGGAAAAGUAAUUCUGUUUUCAUGAAUGGAGAGUAUGAAUACCAGAAACUAGAUGUGAAAAGUAUUGAUGAUGAAGAUGCAGAUGAAGAUGAACUAUGUGGAAAAACAUUAGGAAAUAAAGGCACAGAAGCGGAAACUGAAUCUUCUGAAAAGCCUCAUGAAAUAGUUACAUGCAAUUCUCAGAUAUGCAGUUGGACUCCUCUGCAAGUUUUGAAUUAUGACUCAGCUGUUCUGUUUCCUGUCAGUGCUGUUGACUCUUACUCCCGAACUGAUAAAUUGGAGAAUGGAGGUGGGCAUGAAAAUGUUGUUGGUGCAGUAGAACUGUUUCCAAGAAGAUCUGAUCUUUCCUACAGAGUGGAAGUCAGUCCUCCAGCUCAAGUGAAUACUUUAAGCAAUAUAUUGCCUUCAGCCACUGUGCCCGAAUCCAUGACAAUUAAUGAACUUCGUCAAGCUAUUCUGGCCAUGAUGAAUAGAAAGGAUGAACUGGAAGAACAGAAUAGGUCCCUUAGAAAUCUGCUUGAUGGUGAGAUGGAGCAUUCUGCAGCACUGAGGCAGGAAAUGGACAAUUGGAGAAAGAAGGUAGCAGAACAGGAAGAGCGACAUGCCACAAAAGUCCAAGCCUUGGCACGAGAAAAUGAAGUGCUAAAAGUGCAACUUAAGAAGUAUGUAGGAGCUGUCCAGAUGCUCAGAAGAGAAGGUCAAGCAGUGGAAGUUUUGCCAAACAUCUGGAGCACUGAUGGUGAACUUAGUAUUCCAGAGCAAAAGCAAGUAGAAAACAAUGAGGAACUAGCCAGCUCUUAUGAAAGAAAAUUGAUUGAGGUGGCUGAAAUGCAUGGGGAAUUGAUCGAGUUUAAUGAGAGGCUGCACCGUGCUCUAAUGGCUAAAGAAGCUCUUGUGUCCCAGAUGAGACAGGAGCUAAUUGAUUUGAGAGGGCCAGUCCCUGGAGAUUUGAGUCAAACAUCUGAAGAUCAGAGUCUGUCAGACUUUGAAAUAUCAAAUCGAGCUCUUAUUAAUGUUUGGAUUCCCUCAGUGUUUCUGCGUGGAAAAGCUGCUAAUGCAUUCCAUGUUUAUCAAGUUUAUAUAAGAAUAAAGGAUGAUGAAUGGAAUGUUUACCGAAGAUAUGCAGAGUUCAGAAGCUUGCAUCAUAAAUUACAGAAUAAAUACCACCAAGUGAGGACUUUUAACUUUCCACCAAAAAAAGCUAUUGGAAAUAAGGAUGCAAAAUUUGUAGAAGAGCGCCGCAAACAGCUGCAAAAUUACCUAAGGAAUGUAAUGAACAAAGUUAUUCAAGUUGUGCCAGAAUUCACAGCCAAUCCCAAAAAAGAGACUCUAAUUCAGCUGAUGCCCUUUUUUGUUGAUAUUCCACCUUCUGGAGAAGCAGUAAGCAAAAACAGUUGCUUGAGAGUGACUACACGCUUCCCAAAACUGUCUCGCAGCCAUCAAAGAGAGCCACGAAGUCUGGAACCUCAAAGCGGUGAUCUUUGACCCUUUUUCUAAUUCUGAGUACUGGCACUAUGUACUUUAAGUUGCUCUGUGAUUCCUUCCUAGCUUGUAUUUAUAAUUUAAGCUCCUGAAGAGACUACAGCUGCAUCAACUUAAAUCCUGAAAAAGACAUUCAUUACUAAGGGUCAUAUCCUGACUAAGUUCUUUAGAAGUCAGUAAUCACUUUCUCAGAAAGAAUGAGGGCUCUUCACUAGGGCUAUCACACUUGUAAGCAUUUCCUUUGUUUUGUGAAGCUUCAGUGCACAUAUUCUCCUUUGUUCUGUUCAAGCAAAUUCCUUGUUUAUGUUGUUGUCUUCCUUUGCACAUGUUCAUUUUUCUGGUUCAGACAUGAGUAUUAUGUCACAAUAAUUCUCCUUGAAAGAACAGCUAUGUUUAUCACUACUUUUUAUGUCAGUAAAAUGUGCUUAAAAUGACCUCACUAAUUUAUAACCUUUUGUAAAUAGGAAGAGUCGGAAAACUGUUUUGUGUUUUUUUUGUAAAUUAUUAUUGGGUUUUUUAAAAACUUGACAAAGUAGAUGACAAGGGGAAAAUGGUACAGGUGGAAAAACAGCUUUUCUAUGUUUCUAGCUUGGUAUUUUCAAUAGAUUUCAUUUGUAGCAAGUAAUUCUUUAAAAUCAGAUAUCAUAAUUUUCUAGUGAAAUUUCACUCUUGAUUUAAGGCUGGGUGCAAUAUUAUUAAUUCCUGCAAGCCACCACAAAAUCAGCAGGGUACAAAAUAGUGUUUUCAAGUCUUGGAUUAUAUUUUGUUAUUAGCUUGUCACUGUUGCUACAGAGCAGUCCCACAUCAUUAAGUGUGAAUUUGGAAUUAGCACUCUUCAUUUGUAGAACACUUCACAUAGUGAUAAUUAAGAAUUACCUGUAACGAAAAGUGCCUGUUACCAAUCAUCUGUCACCGAACAGUAUUCUGCUAUGGUAAUACUGUAAGAAUAACUAAAAAAAAAAAAAAAAAGAAAAAGAAUUAUUACAAGUGAUGGAAGUUCAGACAAGGAUUAACUGGAAUCCAGUUCAGUAUCCAUUAGUUGCUCUGCUAUAGGCAGUCAAUUGUGUGUUAACUAUUUUCUUCAUUAAGUUUAAGCAGUGUACAUCCAGAUUUUCUGUCAGUUGUAUUCUGGUUUUCCUUUGUGUAAGAACAUCCUUGUUCUCUGAAGUUUUGUUUUUUAAUAAUGUUAAUUUAAAUUUGUGUAUCUUGUCAUUUUAGUAUCUAUUAAUUUUAUUCUCACAUCAGUAGAUACUGAAAUCUAAUGUUACCCUGCAGAAAAAAAAAAAGUCACGUUGAUGAUUAAUAAGAGUCUUUACAUCAAUACUUUACAAACAGCAAGUAAUGCCUGUGGGCUGGAUCAAAAUACAAAAUCUGAAAGUGCAGCUUGGGAAAUAGCCUUUUUUUUUUUUUUUUUUUAAUUAAAAGAUGAAUUACUGUUGGUGUUUUGUGUAACUGAAAUACUUACUGAAGAAGGAAAAAAAGCCAGUAGCAAGUCAACCAAAACCUUUUCAAACUCUUCAGUUUGAUGCAAUGCUGGCAGGGUAAGCUUUGCCUUCAUUGGAAGGGAAAAGCAGCUGUAAUGGUGGUCCCACUCUGAAACAAAUCUAAAUUUACUUUUCUGAAAGCAGAGACUUGGUUAGUAGAAAUACGACACACAUCCAUUAACAAUGAAUUGCAAGUAAAUCUGAACGAAAGCAUGAUUUGGAAUCCUUUGUAAUGUAUCUGUUCGUCCUUUGAAGCUGUUUUUGUUUUCAGGAAAUAAUUCACAAAUUAAAGGACUUCUUGUUCAGAAAGUUGCAAAUGGUAAGAUAACUCAAUUUGCACAAUCCAAAUUUAAUUUUUUCUAGUUGCUAAGGAGGAAUUUUUUUGUCUCCCAUUUGACUCUUAAAAUUAUUCCUGUUCUAGUUCUUUUAAUUUUUAAUGUAUUUAGAUUACAUAAAAAUUCUGAACUUGUUUACUACGUACAAUUUGUUCUUUAUUAACUUCACCUGAAUUGUCUGCUGCUAAGAUUACAGCCUGCAAAUAGUGUUUGUGAUAUGAGGUAGUGUAGUGGGUGCAGUACUAAUCCAUUUAAAUACUCAUCUGUGGCUUAUCUGAUCUCAGAAGAUAAUUUAAUUAAGUCUUUCUUCACAAGUCAGAUUUCCGCCUCGCUUGGAUACUUUGGAAAGGCAAUACUUGCAUGACUGUAAAGAGAUACCUGAGAACAUGAAUGCCCAAAUUUUUAGUAUCUCAGAACAUUCUAAGAUGCUCUGUCUUUUAUAAAAUUACAACUCUGUCAUAAAUCCUUUUUUUUUUUUUUAUUCAUCAAGAACAGGAAUGACAGUUAACAAAAGAUGACUUGCUGGCAUUAAGAAUUCCAAUAUAUUGUUCAUGUAAAAUAGCUGCAACUGCAGCAAAGAUUCUAUCAACUGGGUGAUUGUACCAGUUUCUCUUGUGUCACCUAAUUCCAUGUGUGUAAUUGUCAUUUCUGUAGCAUAUAGUUAUCAUUUUUUAUAUUUUUAUAAUAGCUGAGUGCUCUUAAAUCCUUAGAUCUAAUCUGUGGCUGCUGCACAAUGAGUUUAUGGGUUCAACCAGGUCUUUCUGGCUGCUCUGGACAUCUCUGUGAACACACAAUACAGUCUCAGGCCAGUCUGAUCCCAGCAGUUGUUCUUUCAAGCUUUAGGCUAAAGUGUGGUGUUUAGAAAUUUGAAGUAUCAUUUCCAUUUCAUUCUCAUUUUAUCUUUAGAUAUACUAGGUUAGUAGGGCUGCUCAUCUGCAACCUUUAGAGUCUAUUCAAAAUAAAAUGGCAUUACUUUUUAAUUUUAAUGCUGCUGUCCUGCCACUCACAAAAGGAACAAUUUUCUAAGAAAAUCAAGGGAGACAAGACAUAGAUGUUCUGUAAAUGCGAUCAUCUAUCAGUAUUAAUUCCUUAAAUAUUGACCGUGUGUUUUCAGAAUUUCAUUUAUUUAGAGAUUGUUAGUCACUGUAGAGAAUGCAGUAUACUGACCUUGCUUUUUCCAUUAAAUCAAGUUUUUCAAGAAUAAAAAUAAAUUUCCAAGGUUUAAAUGAGACAAGAUAUUGGUGUAGUUAUAAAGUGUUACAUUGAUACAUUCUUGAAGUCACAUUCUUAAAAAGAUUAAUAAGCUCAAAGCCCAUUACUUUUUGUUGGAAUAUAUUGUUGAUGUGGUAGCUGAAAUUAAAUUGUACUAUCUUAUAGAAUCUGCUUUAAGUUUUAAGCCAUCAUGAUUGAAUUAAUACAAGUACUUAAAGGACAUAACGGUAUUAAAGACCAUUGGCUCAAAAUUGU